GCAGUGCGUUCUGUGUGGUGCAUACGUUGUAUUUAUCCAACGUAUGCUAGACAGCUUGACAGAAAUGGUAGCAGAAGAUGAAUGUCCAGAUGAUUCUGCAUACCAUUUUGCGUAAUGGUAUGCAGCAUCUGAAUGUGUGCAACAAAAAUGUAACAUUCACCUUCUGCUACCAUUUCUGUCAAGCUGUUUACACACAGUUUUUGUUCGAUAAAUCCAACUGUAUGCACCACAGGAGGUUGGUGGCACCUUAAUAGGGGAGAAUGGGCUCGUGGUAAUGGCUGGAGCGGAAUCAGUGGAUUGGUAUCAAAUACAUCAAACACGUGGUUUCUAGGUUUUUGAUGCCAUUCCAUUCACUCAGUUCCAGCCAUUAUGUUGAGCUGUCCUCCCCUCAGCAGCCUCCACUGGUAUGCACCACACAGAACACACUGCAACUGCCUCUGCAAUGCUGCAAGGCAAACACAGCAUUCCAUUGGAAAUGAAUGUACUUCUGGUGUACCGAAACGCAAAACUCUUGUCUGUGUGAUUGAGGCUUAUGAGGCGAAGCCAGAGGGAUAACUGCGCCCGAAAUCUGUCUUCUCCAGCAGGUGGCGUUUUGUAAAACACUGUCGGUGUGUUCUUGGCGUUACUAUAUGGGCGCUACGGUUUAGCAGGUGUUAUAGCAGAUAUUGCGAGAAGCUUUUUACUCGCUCAUAACAAUGCAGUAAAAAUGUCAAACAGUAUACAAAUUAUAAAAAACUAGACGCAGAACAACUGUUAGGUUAGGUAAAAGUUUCCUGUUUGAUGAGAUAUUGCAUAGUUUGUUACUUUGACGAAACAUGUCAAACAUCCGAUUCGGGUCGACUGUUUCAGAAUUAUUUGAAGUUGUUUCUUUCUGUUGCUUAUGAAAGAUGGUAAUGAGAGAGUUCUAUUAACCUGAACGGGGCUAUUGCCAUGAACCUGACACGAGGAAGCCGGUGAGGUGAGGCGCGCCCUGAUCGAUCAAAUCGAACGAUAAUCUGCGCCACUCGUUCAUAUUGUAAACAUUACAGCAUGCUGCAUCAUGCAGGAAAAAUACAUAUAUUUUAAAACUAGUUUUAAUUGUAUGCAAUCAACACCCGGUUCACCCGGGGCAUGAAUAGAAUCCCCCCUAUAUUAGUGAAUGUACACCAAUAAUAUUCGGUGUGACAGAGCGCUAUAUGUUACAGUGAUUUCGAUUGGUUGAAACCUAUUGCGAGAAAGAAGACUUCUUACGUAAUCAGGUCGAGUUUACUUUGAGGAACCGGAGGGACAACUUUCACAUUGCAUUUCGAUGAACGAGGGUAGUGAUAAACGUGGUUUGGGACUGGACUCAAGUGUAGUUUUCGUGACUUUGUAGGACCUCGGACCCCACGCUCCGACCAACAUUUUAUCGACCUCAGAAUAGCAGAGCAGAUAACAAGGGUCUCUUUGGACCAGCAACAAGCAUGCUAACUUCUCUGUUCGCAUUUGGAACUGUUAUUCGUGCUUGUUAUGCGUAUGAUUUUUUUGAAGUUCGUGGGUAAUCGGGGAGGAAAAUUUAAACUAGAUUUUUUAUUUUUUUAUUUUUUUUAAAAGUCAAAAUAACUAUGUUGGGGAAUGAGGGGAUCUAUGCAGCGAAGAAGAGGAAGAAACCCGUCCAGAAAAGUCUGAAGCAUGCUCCAGGUGACGGUGUGGUAAAGACCAACCCUUCAAAACGUCACCGGAAUCGUCUGAACGGGGAGCUUGACCGGCUGACCAGCCUGCUGCCCUUCUCCCCAGAGGUCAGGGGUAGGUUGGACAAAUUGUCUGUCCUGCGGCUCAGCGUGGGAUAUGUCAAGGUCAAGAGCUUCUUUCAUGCGACCCUCCAGAAGAAGUGUGAGUGGCCGGCCCCCCCUCUCAGUGGGAACUGUAGGAACGGACGGACAGCCACUUCUAUAGACGGAGUCAGCCUCUCCGAGGGAAACCUACUGCUGCAGGCCCUGAAUGGUUUUGUCCUGGUGGUCACCACUGAUGACUCUAUCUUCUAUGCCUCUCCAACCAUCCAGGACUACCUGGGCUUCCACCAGUCUGAUGUGGUGCACCAGAGUGUGUAUGAGCUGAUACACAUGGAUGACAGAGCCAUGUUCAGGUGUCAGCUUCACUUCGCCCUCAAACCCAACCAGCCCGACUCAGAGGCCGGACCAGAUGCCAUCGAGUCUAGCAGCAGACCCCACAGUGAGUCUAUGAGCUACCCGCCCCAGCACAUCCCUGAAGAGAACAGGUCCUUCCUAGAGAGAAGCUUCUGCUGUCGCUUCCGCUGUCUCCUAGACAACUCCUCCGGCUUCCUGGCGUUGAACUUCCAGGGACGUCUGAAGUAUGUUCGAGGCCAGGGAAGGCUGGGGGAUGACGGGGCCUCGGUCCCCGCUCAGCUGGCCCUGUUUGCCAUCGCCACACCCAUGCAGACCCCAGCUGUCAUGGAGAUCAGGACCAAGACACUCAUUUUCCAGACCAAACACAGACUCGACUUCGCCCCCAUAGGCAUAGAUACUAGAGGUAAAGUGGUGCUGGGUUACUCUGAGACAGAGUUGGUCACUCCAGGCUCAGGUUACCAGUUCAUCCAUGCUGCUGACAUGAUGUACUGCGCAGACAACCACAUCAAAAUGAUAAAGACAGGAGAGACUGGUUUCACCAUCUUCAGGCUGCUGACUAAGCCAGGUGUGUGGGUGUGGGUUCAGGCCAACGCCAGGGUCGUCUUCAAGGCAGGGAGACCCGACUUCAUCAUCGCUCGACAGAAAGCCCUAACAAACGAAGAGGGUGAGGAGCACCUGCGUCAGCGGAGAAUGCAACUUCCCUUCAACUUUGCCACUGGGGAGGCUCUGCUGUAUGAGUCCUGUCCCUCUGUGAAUACUGCCAUUAUGCCUACAGGACCACCCAUCCCCCCUGGCCUCACUCCCCCAGGUUCCUGCCCUGAGGACAAGCCCCUGGACCCUGCGUCUCUCCUGGGGUCUCUACUCAGUCAGGGCCGCUCUGUUUAUACUCAGCCCCAGGACGCUAACCCUAACCUGGACCUCCAGGUCUUUUCCCCCAACCUAGACACAGCCUUCCCCCAGGACCAGGACCCAGGCCUGCAGAGAGCCUUCCUGGAUAGCCACGCUCUGCUGAGUGUCCCUGGGGAGCUCCAGGUCUUUUCCCCCAACCUAGACACAGCCUUCCCCCAGGACCAGGACCCAGGCCUGGAGAGAGCCUUCCUGGAUAGCCACGCUCUGCUGAGUGUCCCUGGGGAGCUCCAGGGGCCCCAGAGGCCCAGCAGGGGAGAGCCCACAGCGCAGGCCAUGAUGGACUCUCUGGGGGAGAUCCUGGAGGAGAUGGGGGCGGGGGGCUUGGAGGGGCUGGAGGUGGAGGAGACAGAGCUGAGGGAGUGGGAGAGCACCCUCCUCAGGAUCAACAUGGAACAGCAGGAUGUGACGGGGGAGCUGGAUGAUAUCUUAGCCAAUGAUGUGUUCUCCUACGUGGAGGAGGCUCUGAUGAGAGAGUGUGAUGAUGGAUGUGUGAUGGGCAGCUUGGGACAGGGCACUGAGCCAAUCAACAGACUUUCUGCUCACAUCACUGCCAAUCAAAACAUACUACGUGGGUUCCCUCACUCCCAGAGUUCCAUAUUGCCAGGCAACCAGGGGUUCAAUGGCGGGAACGGCUCCCACAGUGAGAACCAAUGGCAGUUGUCUGGUCCACACAUGACCUCUAACCUCAACAGCUUUGGAGAGCAGAGGUUGCUAGGAAAUGGAGUUGUUGGUGGUGUGGAGCAUGGGCUGGGUUGUAGUCCGGGGACUGUGAGACAGCCACGGAGGACUGUAAACACAAACACACUACCCAGAGCUGCUCAGACUGUUGCAAGGCAAUGGACUCAAGGAAGCUGUGCGGCUCUUCAUGGCAACCAAAUGGUCCCACAACCUUCUCAUACUAUCAACCAACCAGAGUCCUGGAUACCCUCCAUCCAAAAUAUAAAUGGUAAUAACCACACCUCUCUCCCUGUCCCUCUCCCAAACUUUAACAACUAUCUCCCAGAGGCCUUUGACCAAACCAUGCAGCCCAGCUGGGAGUUAUACCACUCUGAGACUGGAGAUGCAAACAGGCAGUUCUCAGGGCAGCCCUAUCCAGGUCUGUCAUAUCAGGACCCAAGGCGGAUACCACAGGGUUUUCCUGCAAAGCCAGUAAACAGACAUUGUCACACACACCCCAAACACAGCACACACAUACCGUCCAAUAACGCACCCAGAACUCAAACACUCACACACACCACACACACACCCUCAGGCAGCUGUAUGUUUGACAAGACGACUCCAAAUGUCUCCAACCCCUCCAGCCCCCUUACAACUGCCCCAAGCAGAUCACACGGUCUCAUACCUGCCCCCACUUACUACAAUGAACCCAGACCCUCUCCCACUCUUUCCAAUGACUGUAAAACCAGCUCUUCAACCCAGGCCCCCAAAGUAUUUAUGACUUACCCUCAAGCAUCCAUAAUCUCAAGAUCUACCAAAUCUUAUCCCCUAGCCUCCAUCCCCACCCCCAUCCCCGCCCUAUCCAGAGGGGCUCAGAUGGAUAAGGACACAGGAGCUAUCCCUGCCUGGUCUGGGGCUCCGUACCUGGGCAUGAAGCAGCUCCCAGGCCCCUUUCCCAGCCCCAAGCAGGUUCCCCAGAGCACCAGGGGAAAUGGCAGCUGUAGUGAUCCCAGUGAAGGAAGCUUGAUGCUGGGUCAGAGGGGGUUGGAAGAAAGCCUCCUUCCUGGAGGUCCGACGCCAGGAUUUCCUCCUGAGAGAACGGAUCUGUAGAGUCAUCUUUAUUCUACUGGAAUGGACAAACACGGGUCCCUACCAGUCCUAAUGGUGAUGCGGAUCCUUUUCUCUUCACUGGCAACAUCUUCUAGAUUCUCUAGGACUAAGAGGAACCUACAAGUAACCAUCUCCACAAUGGAACCACAACAUCUUUCGGAAUCUAGGACCUACCUUGGAACCACCAACAUCUUCUGGAAGAAUACAACUGUACAAAAACCAGCACCUCUAUCGAAGACUGUUCCUUGGAGCUGGAUAAUAUUCUAUAUUAUAUUUAAUUUCCUUGUCUGGUUGAAGGGUGCUGCUUUCCAGCCAUGGACAGCCACCGGUUUAAUGUUCAGACUAGGGCUGUUACGGUGACCGUAUUACUGCCACACCGGCAGUCACUAGUCAUGACCGCAAUCAAUUUCCAUGUGACCGUUUAGUCACGCUAACUAGGCUUCUCCCAGCUCUGAUUCUGCUGAUGGUCAUAACUGCUUGGCACUCAGCACUUUAUUGUCCCUCUAAUCACUCUGGCAUCAAUGCAAAUGUAAUUGAAUAUCAAAAACACUUCAUGAGAGCCCAUAAGCUAUGGAAUUGCAUGAGAAAACAGAGUGAUGGCCUCUAUUAAAAAGAGGAGGAUCCCAUCAGCUUUCUAUUUUUCAACUUUCCUAAUAUUAAGCACAUUGCUUCGCUUUACAACAGGAGUAUAGCCUACCUGGCAGGCAUGAAAAUGAACCACGUAAAAUCAUCUUCCAUUUGCUAUUUAAGUGCGUAGAUGACAUGUAUUUGUUUCCCCUGCCCCUUGUUCGAAACAGGUGCAUGAUCAUGGUCCAUUCUAAAUCCAAACUAAUUUCACACAUAUAUUAUUUAGUAUAUGUAAAGACAAUAUCAAAUUAAGAAUAGUCUGAAUAUUAGCCUUUCACUUGUGAAUGAUGUAUUAUCACUUGUGAAUGAUGCCCAGCAUGUGUAGUAAGGCAAGAAACAGCACAUUCCUUUUUUGUUGUUGACUUUUUCAAAUCCUAGUCAAACACCUCAUGUAGCCUAUAGCCCAUAGACUUAUAUAUGUUGAAAGGGUUUGUAUCACAAGUAAAGUUGCCAAAUAACUUCUUAAAAUGAAGAACAUUAAUCCACUUUACAACUGGUGUAGAGCAUACAUGGAAUACAUAGGCGGCACAUGAUUUUCAAGUUUGGGGAAGAUAAUUUUCCCCAUAAAAUGCACUUUUAUAAUAAAGCAUUACAUGCUGUUGAGAAGCCUUUGUUGAGAAGCAUUUGAAGUCACUUUUUAGAAUGGUGUUUUCCUGUCAAUUGAUUGCAUUUUGGAGCAUUCAUGCUUACAGCGUACUUCCGUGUGUGCAUUGCUGUGCUUAUAAUGUGAAGAAAUAGCCUAAUAGUUUAUCAACAUUUUAAGCUAAACUUUCUGAUCUGUUGCAUUAGCCUCAUUGCUUUUAAAAUGUUUUAUUCAUUUGGGAUCUAGUGCAUCCCACAACUGUUCCAGACUAUGUUUUGAAUAUUUCUUUCUCACACAGAAUAGAAUAGGUCUACUUCUGUACUAUGGGGGAUAGUAGAUUGACAUAGGCUAGUGCUUUUGCUGUUGGUUAGGACGACUCCUCUUGUUUGCUGAUGAAAAGUCAAUGUGGACAGUUCUUCUAACAUCUUCAAAAUGGGCCUGGGAAUUUAAUGAGAAGGAAGAACUCCGUUGCGUCCUCAAUAUGUCUUCACUUGUAGCCUACUUCAGAGCUGAGAUGCCUGUGAGAAGGACCCGAUCACCUUGACGGGCAUUGCCUAAUAAGAAUUGAUAAUAUCUGAGAGAGCCAUGUGAUUGAGAGAUGCUUCGGAGAGCGGCGAUUUGCAGCCGGGAGAAGGGAAUUAUAGUUAUUAUAUUCAGGCCAAGGGCAAAAGGCAUGAAUAUUGUUAGAGGGCAUUACGGCCACCCAAAAGAGGGUGCCGCCGGGAAAUUCUAGGCCUGGUGAGAAUAUUAUCAAGUGCAUGUCAAAUUGUGAAUGAAGGGGCCUCCCGGGUGGUCUAAGACACUGCAGUGCAGUGCUAGCUGUGCCACUAGAGAUUCCGGGUUCGAGUCCAGGCUCUGUCGCAGCCGGCUGCGACCGGGAGACCCAUGGAGCGGCGAACGCAGGCCCUCGACCUUCGCCUCUCCCGAGUCCAUACGGGAGUUGCAAUGAGGAGACAAGACUGUAACUGCCAAUUGGAUACCAUGAAAUUGGGAAUAAUUUUUUAUUUUAUUUUUUACAAAAAUAAAAAAAACAUCAAAUGUUUCAUACAACUUUUUUCAAAUCAUCAUUAGUCACAUCAUGUAACCUUAGAAUGUAUGAAAAUCUAAACAUACAGUCCAGCGUUUGUAUCACAACUAAAGUUACAUAACUCUAAAUGAAGCAUAUAGGGGGACCAGUUUCUUUGUUAACCCCUCAACACAGAAUAGCCACGUGUGCACUCCCUCAGAAAUUGCUUGGUGAAAAUAUCCUUUCUAUUUUAUUUAGUUAUGUUCAAUUGUAUUCUUCAUACUAUAAAAUAAUUCCAAGGAAUUCAAAGUAAAUCUUGUCAGCUAAAUGAUCUAGUGUAGCCCACAGCCAUAUGGCAUAGCCAGAUCAGGACCUAACAUAAGGACAACUCAGAGUAUGCUAUUCUGUUCUUCUGAAAUAGACUACAUUUUUUUCAUAUCAUGUUUCUUUAGACCUGUCUAAAAUAAAUAAUGGAUUUAUUGUGAAGGUGUAGGCUAUCUUACAUUAAUUUAUUAUACUUUUUAAAAAUGUAGUUCCAAAAUUCUGCAUAAGUGGCUUGUAGACUAUGUGUGGAAGCCAGGAGAUGUUAAGUAUGUUUAUGUUAAUUAACGGUAAAUUACCGUGAGUCCGCCAGUUAUUUGCUUGACAAUCACCGGCUGACAAAAUGUCAUGACCGCCACAGCCCUAGUUCAGACUGUGUGUUAGUGGCAUAGUGGCUGCAGCUGAGGGUCCAUUCAGAUGGACAGAAGAUGUGUUUACGUAUAUGAAAUGUCAUCAUUGAUACAAAGGACUUCACUCUCCCCACCACAUAACAAUGUGAAUUUAUCAACACAACAUCUGUUUGAGCAGGAUCUGUUUAUGUUUUCAAAGUCAUUUUCUCUCCCACUCUAUAGCCUGGCCAUUCUGUCAGCUCAACUUGAGUUUCUUGUGCACUUCUCAUCAUGUUUUCUUUUUUGUCUGUUUCCAUUCCAAGAAACAAGAAGGCUGAACCUCUAAGCUUUAAAGACAGACAGGAGGUAAUGUUUUUUGGAAGUUGCAAAGGCUUUUAAAAAAUGUUUUAAACCCAAAUACAGCAGUUUGAGUAUGAUUGAGUGUCCAUGUUGAUACGAUAAGCUUCAAAAGGAGUGCAUUGUGUUCAUGCUUCAUCAUGUUUGUUUGUUUUUAACUUGUUUCAAAGACAUGUUAUUGUGUUGAUAUUAUUGUUUCUGUUCAAGCUUUAGCUGACGAGCCUGUAGCCCUAAGAAACAUCAGCAUUACCAGGGAAACAGCCUGCCUGCUUUUUGUGCCUUGGCCAUAGACUGUUUGUCCCAAUAUGUUAGAGAUCACAUAUAGCACUUAAUUGGUCAACCAUUGACUUUAUUACAUUAUGAUUGCUUUACCUGUGUAACUAUUUAAAAUUACCCAACAAAUCAUGCUUAACGUGUCAUUGACUUAUACGAUAAGUAUGUAUAACAUUAAAUGUGUAACAUAUUGUAUUUGAAUAUUUGAGGUUAUGAAUGGUUGGACAGGUUUCUAGCUAUUCACUAAGUAAACAAUUUGUACAUUU
Molecule: messenger RNA, 8543 nt
Organism: Oncorhynchus keta (chum salmon)
Lineage: Eukaryota; Metazoa; Chordata; Actinopteri; Salmoniformes; Salmonidae
Exons: 11
Coding region: 1584-4781 (1065 amino acids)
Biological process (GO): regulation of transcription by RNA polymerase II
Cellular component (GO): aryl hydrocarbon receptor complex; nucleus
Molecular function (GO): nuclear receptor activity; transcription cis-regulatory region binding; protein dimerization activity
Source: RefSeq, a predicted model, not a curated record